UUGAUCAUUAGUGUUCAAGUGUAAAUUUUUUGUUUUUCAUUUUUCAGUUGAUCUUUUAUAAUUAUAACCUCAACAGCAGCAUUUUUCAAUUCACCAAUCAUAGACUGUAACAAGAUAUUCUUGGAAUCACCUUGAUAUUAUUUUGUACAAAUUUUAUUUGAAACGGAAACUAUCUCAACAAUGGAAAUCGAUCAAUCAAUGGAAAUUCGUUAAAAGAUCAUCAAUAAUUAUAAUAAUUAUCACUCUUUAGUGAUCUUUGCAACUAAAGUGACACUUUCUUUUUCUAAACUAGUGAGAUAAUAAUUCUAUCUGAAAAAAAUGUCAAGCAUCGUGAUUGUAAUCAGUUUUUCAUUAUUGAUUGUUGUUUCAUUCUGUGGUAAUACUCUAGUUUGUCGGACAUUAUUCCGACAACGGCGAUUUUGUGCCAAUUCAACAAACGUAUUGAUCGGAAUGUUAGCCAUAUCAGAUCUGAUGAUGACCAUAUUUAAUAUACCAUUCACUGUUGCCGAUAUUAUUCUCAAUGAUUGGAUAUUUGGUGAUUUUGUUUGUAUAUUAGUAUCAUUUGUGCAAGCAAAUUCUGUAUAUGUUUCAAGUUUUACAAUGGCUGUGAUUGCAAUUGAUCGCUGUAAAGCUAUCUAUAAAUUUCGGCCUCAACAAUCAUCGAAUGAUUCAACAAAUAAUAAUCAUAUCGCCAAUAAUGGUAGAAAUAUUAAUGAAAAUACUGGUACUUGCAAUGAUAAUAGAGAAACGUCAAAUAAUAGACCUAAUGGUGGUGGUAAUGGUUGCUGUUGUCUGAUGGAUUGUUUCAUUUUCAAUAUAUCAUGUCCUUUGAUCAAAUCAAAUAAUAAAUCUGUUCAUCUAUCAUCCUCGUCACAGCAACCACAAUCAGAAACGUCAAAAACACGUACAACAAGAUUUAAAUUAGAGCUUAGAACCAAAAUGAUUUUGAUCAUAUCGGCCAUUUGGAUAAUGGCUGCAUUACAUUCGUUGCCACACACUAUAUUCAAUCGUGUUACAGUGAUUGAAAUGAAUAAUAUCGUUGUUGAAUCUGGACUAACAAAUACGAACAACAAUAGAGCUAGUUUACAUGAAAACAAUCGAAAAAAUGAUUUUGAGCAAGGAAUUGGGACGACUGAAAUUGCCACCAUUGAGGCCUUUGAUGAUUCCAUUAGUAUGGAUUCUGAUAAGAAUAGUAACCAUAAAUAUCCUAAAUCUUCAUCAUCAACAACUGCAAUGAUAAUGGAAACGAAUCAAACACGAACAAUAAGACGAUGUAUACCGGUAACGCCUACCUGGUUUGGGGCCAAAUUUAGCCUUUGGUUGACAUUAUAUACGACAGCUACACAAUAUAUUAUACCAUUAUCUUGUGCAGCAAUUAUCUACACAAGAAUUGCCUUUACAAUAAAUUCCCAGGGUAAAGUCGGCCAGAUGACCGAAUCAAGAGCUGAAAAAAUUAAUAAACAUAAACGUCGCCGUUUAUUAAUGUUAGCAUUAAUUGUGGCUAUAUUUGCUAUUUGUUGGCUACCAUUCAAUGUUUAUUAUUUAUUAUUGGAUUUCGGCAUCACUAAAUCAUACAAUCAUACGGCAUUCUUGUUCUGUCUUUGGUUAGCAACAAGUUCUGUAUGUUAUAAUCCAUUCGUUUAUUGUUGGCUGAACAAAAGUUUUCGACAAGAAGCUAAAAAUGUAUGGAAUUGUUUAAGUCAAUUGUUUUCCUGUUUUUGUUGUAAAGGCGGACAGCAACAACAACAACAAUCUGAUCAGCAGUUACAAAAUAAUCAGAUUCAAUUUCAGCGACAAAGCCAAAAUGAUCAUAUAAAACGAAAACCACAAUCAUUAAAUUUGAAUGAAAAUCAAUGUCAACAUCAAACUUCAUCAUCCUAACGUGAAUGGAACACAUCAGAAUUGAAUUAUUUUAUGGAAAAAUAUGAUAAUAUUCUUUGUAUUUUCUCAUUAUUGUCACCGUUAUCACAUUCCGAAUCUUACAUCCAAAUUCCAAUGUUCCCGUUUCUU
This is a messenger RNA of Dermatophagoides farinae (American house dust mite), 2010 nucleotides long. The record is from RefSeq and is a predicted model, not a curated record. NCBI's taxonomy places the organism in Eukaryota, Metazoa, Arthropoda, Arachnida, Sarcoptiformes, Pyroglyphidae.